GUGCUAUAUAUAUGCAUGCUUCAAUGGAUGAAGAUAAAUGUUCACAGUGUCUUCGUUUGGCAGAAACUGUUGUUCCUAAUUUGAAUAUCAGAGAUCUUGAAUUAGUUCUGGAGAGUUUAACGUGGUGGCCAACUCAGGUUAAUAGUUCUCUGGCUGCUAAAGAGUUGAUUACCAGCCUAGAUGCUCAGUGUAUUGAUCGAUUGAAAAGUAUUCACUUCAGUUUAGAGGACUUUACACUCGAGGAUCAGUUCCGUUUGUGCCACUUGUGGAUCUCUUUAAUCUUUCAACCCAAGAUCGAUUUUCCGGACAAAUGUCUGCUCCAGGUCGCGUCUUAUAUUGGGAAAAGUUCGACACCGGUUGUUGUUUCUUUUCUCCUCCUACUUUCUUCUUUUAAAAAUGAACAGGUUUCAGAAGUCCUCAAAGAAAAUUCAGCAGAUACCAUAAGAUCUAGAAUAAGAGAAAGUAUUUUUCCUGGAAUACACUUUUUCUCCAAACCUGAACUACUUGCUGCAUAUACGGGGAUGGUCAGGUUAGGGGAAAGUGAUGAAUUGGCAGAACUUAGACAUUUCCUGGAGAACAAAUUUGGAUUCAGACUUUCUUAGAAGAUGUAGAUUUGAGAGUUUUCCUUCAGAGAAAUUAUUGGUCAAUUCAAGGGCUACCAAUCAAUCUCUUGAUCAAUGAUCAAUCACCCGAUCAAUUCAGUGAUGAAUUGAUUAAUCAAUCUAAUCCGAAAAAGUUAUCAACCAGAAGAACAGAAGAAAUAUGUGAGUGGUGAAGAAAAAUUGUACGUCUGGCCUUUAAAUAUUACUUUAAAGAAUUGUUGAUGAAAAAAAACUUUGAGACGUUAAUAUGUUAUUCAGAUAGAUCAAUAACCAAUCAAAAAGUUUAAUUUCUUCCGUAAUAUUUCUUGAGUACUUUAAAAAUGUUCAAUUAUGGAAUAUGUUAUUUUAUUCUAAUGUAUAAAAUGUAGAUGAUCGAUAUAUUUUUGUAAUAUUUCAGAA
Molecule: messenger RNA, 1001 nt
Organism: Eurytemora carolleeae
Lineage: Eukaryota; Metazoa; Arthropoda; Copepoda; Calanoida; Temoridae
Source: RefSeq, a predicted model, not a curated record